CUCCUCAGAAAGUUUGUCAAUAAGCAAAUAUUUUUAUACAAACAUUUUAAUUUGAGAUUUUGUGUGGUGCAAUAUGGUACUUUUGAAAUGUACUUGAGAAUGAAGUCUUUAAUCAAAAUGGAUUUAAAUACUGCACCAGAAUGUAGACAAAGGGAUUAAGUAGUCAUGAUUCUAUUUUGGUAAUCUGAACCUACUUAAAUAAUGAAGCAUACGGUCACUGUGGCUCAUUUUGGGCAAAUACUUGAUCCCAGGUUAUUUUCAGAUUUGAGGAACAUUAUAUGCGAGAAGGAGAGAGAAAGAUCACAUUUCCAUUUGGCUAUAUGAUAUGCGUAGCUACUGAAGGUCCUCGUGGGUAUUUGUAUCUGACAUGUGUUUUGUGAACUUUCAACACUCAUUGUGUUUUCCUGCGUGGGUCUGGAGAAAACGCUGAGAGGGAGGUUGAUCCUCUGCAUUUCCUGGUCACACGGCUGCGUUAACCAGUUCCCCAGGAGGCUUUGGGCCCAGUCCAGCAGUAGGAAGAGACACUGAGCUUUUUUACACGUGAAUAUUCUAAUGCCAUGUGGGUUCUUCUGCUCCCUUAUCAACAGUCAACGUGUGGAUGGGUUUUAAUCCUGUUUAAAUGGUACAGAUUUGGGUCCUUUAUUAUUGUCUACAUUUUUCCUCUCUAUCACAACAUGAUAACCAAGAAUUAUUUUCCAGGAAUGUUUUUCUUUUUGUCCAAUGUGAUGGGAGAAAAGAAUUCAAUCUUCCUGUUUCUUUCAAUGUUUAGUAUAAAUGUAUUUUACUGAUAAUUACAUACAAUACAAUUAUACAAUUAAAUACAAUUAUACAAUUACAAUUACAACACAUUACAACACAUACAAUUAUGGAGCAGCUCCUGAAAAACACAGAAGAAUUAGAAAAUGGUUUCUUUACUUUUCUUUUUGCAGCGAAUUUUGCGUUUAUAACAACAAAAUGAAGCUUUAUCAUCCUAAUCCCCAGUAAUGAAUUUUGAGCAGUGGACAUGGUGCAAUUCCUUCUUUUCCAGGACAAUAACUACAGAUAACGAUCUCACACACGCUGCAAACUAUACAUCAACAGUCUGGAUGCUAUUAAGCUCAGGUGAAAAGGAUGGGAUGGUGUUUAUUGUUAUCUGUUUUCAAAGCCCUUAUAAGAGGAGCUUAAGACAGAUUGUGGAAAUCCAUUAAUUCUCUAGAAAAAAAGGUGUAUUGCCUUGUAUGAAAUCACAGGAUUUGUUGGAGGAGGGAUGAAUUUAACCUGUAAUAGCUUUAGCUCCGCUGUGCACAUUGUCAAGAAGUCAGGCUGAAAAGACUGCAACACACAGAUAAGACACAUGCAAGAUGCAUGAUUGUGGAUUCAAAAAGAUAGAAGGACCCUUUUCUGGUUUUACUUUUGCCAUUUGUAUUUAUUUUACUGAGUAAUAGAGUCACAGCAUAUGUCACUGACAACUCAUCUGCAACUCCCUAAUUACUGAGCAUAAGGUCUGCAUUGUCAGUUCACUGGACAUAUUUACAUGUUACCACUAAAGAUCAUUUGUUGAUAAAGCUAAAUGCAAAAAAUUAAAUAAAGUAAAUUAGUAUAUUAAUACACUAAUCCUCACUUUCAGCGUACACAAGUCUCUGGCCACACCAAAAUGUCCAUCUUUAAAUCCAGGUUUCUAAUACCCAGCAAUCCCCUUUUCUCUAAAACCUCAACAAUGAGGAUCUUAGGAGCGCUCCACUUCUCAUUUUAUGCACUGAAAUCUGAUUUCUUUUAGAGAAAGGAAUGAGGCAAGAUUAACUGAAUCUGCCGUCCUCUCUAACCUCUUCACAAAACUGCCCAGAUUAGCUAGGAAUUAAGUUUCAAACGUUUUAUGUGUCUGGUCCAUAGGGGGGAUUAUAGUUUUACUUUUUUUUCCUCCCAAUUUCACUAUAAGGGCCUGACACACUGUUGCACAGAGGGGAGAAGGAGAGGAGCAGUAGAGCCUGAACAACAAAACGGUUUCUUCCAUUAUUCUGUGAUUAUUGUUUAUUUCAUUGGUAUUUCUUUGGAGCUGAAUGGACUGAGGAUGGUGGAGAGACAAAAGUUUCCUUUCACUAUUGAAAACAUACUGAGCAAAUAUCCGAACAGUAAUGGAGACAGGCUGUCAUUUGGGAUAAGUGGUGCUGGACGAGACCAGAAGGCUGCAACUCCAGAUGGAAGAAAGACAGACACGGCUCGUCACGCCUGCCUGUGCUGCUGCUACUGCUCCCACUGCGGAGACAUAGUCCACACUGAUUUCAUUCAGGAAGCCUGUCAGUACGCAUGGCCCCCGGUGAUGCUCUCGGACCCGUGCAGGUUGGGAGAGGCUCAGAGGGAGGAGAAGUUGCCCAGUCAGGCGCAGAGGAGGACCAGGCGUCACCGCACUAUUUUCACUGAGGAGCAGCUGGAUGCACUUGAGGAGCUGUUCCUGCAGAACCAGUAUCCAGACGUGAACACAAGGGAGAAACUAGCACAAAGCACUCACUUAAGAGAAGAAAGAGUGGAGGUUUGGUUUAAAAACCGAAGAGCAAAGUGGAGGCGUCAGAAAAGACUUUCGUUUGGUGUGGGAAACACAGAAAAAUAAGUUUUAUACUACUGUAUGUAUGAUUGCAUCAAAGGGAAAUAAGUGUGUGUAUGCCUGUAUGGGUGCUGAGGUGUGUGUGAGUUUCCUAAAUACCUAAUAAUAUCUUUUUGUUAUCUGAUUUAAUGGACACACUAAGUCCUUCUUCCAGAAAAUAAACUGACAUACAGCUUUUGUGACAACCCAUGUGACUGAUGAUAGUGUUUUAGAUUAUUUCUGAAUCUGAUGGGCAGGUUGCAUGAUAAAUGUCCUGGCAGCAUAUGAUAGUGCCAGUCUUUAUAGUUAAGGCUUGGAUGUGUAAAUGGAUUAGCUUGCACUGGCUGUGAAAAC
Messenger RNA from Betta splendens (Siamese fighting fish), 2911 nucleotides. RefSeq names its product homeobox protein goosecoid-2. The record is from RefSeq and is a predicted model, not a curated record. The transcript has 3 exons. Bases 1853 to 2584 code for a protein of 243 amino acids. Gene Ontology annotation, molecular function: RNA polymerase II cis-regulatory region sequence-specific DNA binding; DNA-binding transcription factor activity, RNA polymerase II-specific. NCBI's taxonomy places the organism in Eukaryota, Metazoa, Chordata, Actinopteri, Anabantiformes, Osphronemidae. Gene Ontology annotation, biological process: regulation of transcription by RNA polymerase II. Gene Ontology annotation, cellular component: nucleus.